This is a messenger RNA of Arachis stenosperma, 1634 nucleotides long. RefSeq names its product probable protein phosphatase 2C 9. Gene Ontology annotation, cellular component: cytosol; nucleus. Lineage: Eukaryota; Viridiplantae; Streptophyta; Magnoliopsida; Fabales; Fabaceae. The coding region runs from base 378 to 1223 and encodes 281 amino acids. Gene Ontology annotation, molecular function: protein serine/threonine phosphatase activity. The record is from RefSeq and is a predicted model, not a curated record. The transcript is spliced from 6 exons. Gene Ontology annotation, biological process: protein dephosphorylation.
UCUUUUUAUUCUUUUGCAGUCAUUGCACAUUAGACUUUCUCCCUAAAACCAGAACGGUUACAAUAUCCAACACACCCCAUCACCUUAUUCUAUUCAAUUCUAUUCUCUCCCAUUAAUAAUAAGCGCUCUCUCUAUUAAGAGGGGCUCUUUUGGUAUAAGCUUCUUUGUGUUCUGUUCUGUUCUGUUCUGUUCUGUGUUAUUGCUCUGUCUCUUUCUCUUCUUCUCCUUAAGUGGACGGCAUAAUCCGUGACCACCCACUUCCUAUAUAGAUCCUCCUUCUCAUUCCCUAGUGCCAAAGCUCAGUUCUUUGGAUUGAUUUUAGUAGAAGAGGUAGAUGUUGAAAACUAACCGAAGGUGAGGUGAGGCAGCUGAAUUACAUGGAUAAUCUCUGUUGCUUCAAUUCUGUCUCUCAGGUGGUUGGAGGUCGUUCUUCAUGUAGCUCCGGCAAGGGUAGGAGCUCUCAGUAUGCAGUCAAGUAUGGCUUCAGUCUAGUUAAAGGGAAAGCGAAUCACCCAAUGGAGGACUAUCACGUGGCGAAAUUUGUCCAGUCGAGAGGGCAAGAGCUAGGACUUUUCGCUAUCUAUGACGGACACUUGGGAGACACUGUUCCAGCAUAUCUACAAAAGCAUCUGCUUUCUAAUAUCUUGAAGGAAGCAGACUUCUGGAAUGAUCCAAACGGUUCCAUCAUUAAGGCGUACGAGACAACGGAUCAGGCCAUUCUUUCUCACAAUCCUGAUCUGGGACGAGGCGGAUCAACUGCAGUGACUGCAAUUCUAAUAAAUAAUCAGCAAUUGUGGAUAGCGAAUGUUGGAGAUUCACGAGCAGUUCUGUCACGGGGAGGGCAGGCCAUACAGAUGACGGUAGAUCAUGAGCCCAAUACUGAAAGGGGCAUAAUCGAGAACAAAGGCGGAUUUGUCUCAAACAUGCCAGGAGAUGUUGCAAGAGUGAACGGGCAGCUUGCAGUGUCUCGGGCAUUCGGAGACAGAAACCUCAAAUCGCACUUGCGAUCUGAUCCUGAUGUACAACAUUGUGACAUUGAACAAGAUACUGAGCUUUUGAUUCUGGCUAGUGAUGGUCUUUGGAAGGUAAUGGCAAACCAAGAAGCAGUGGAUAUUGCGAAAAAGAUCAAAGAUCCUCAAAAGGCGGCGAAACAGCUAGCUGCGGAGGCAUUGAACAGAGACAGUAAAGAUGACAUUUCAUGCAUUGUAGUUCGUUUCAAGUGAUUCAGGGUUCUCCUCCAUCCAUUACAUUCAAUCUUUGAUGACUCACCAAUAUAGGGAUGCAAAGUCCAUGCUCCUUCUUCUUCUUGUUCUUCUGGAAAUUUCUGCAACCAUAGGUUCCCCCAUCCCCAGAAUUAUCUGUAAAAUUGAUGUUCUUGACAUUAGGUGGUUCUAUUUUAGCAUUUCUUGAUUUCUUCAGUGUAGAUUAAUACCAUCAUUUUUCUCUGUAUUUUGCUUUGUGACAUGGAGUAGUGUGACAAUUUGAGAUGGGUAUAUGGUUAGUUUUUCUAAUGAUCAAAAGUUAGGCACUCUAAGUUCCUGUGAUUCAGAGUGGUAACUAGUACAAUUCUUUUUUAAGAGAGUUUCUUAGUAUUCAAAUUCCUGACUUUAUAAGUAAAAUUUGUUUCAAUUUAA